Messenger RNA from Elgaria multicarinata webbii, 3939 nucleotides. Its product is annotated as copine-5. The transcript has 21 exons. Gene Ontology annotation, biological process: cellular response to calcium ion. NCBI's taxonomy places the organism in Eukaryota, Metazoa, Chordata, Lepidosauria, Squamata, Anguidae. The coding region runs from base 1 to 1767 and encodes 588 amino acids. Gene Ontology annotation, cellular component: plasma membrane. The record is from RefSeq and is a predicted model, not a curated record. Gene Ontology annotation, molecular function: calcium-dependent phospholipid binding.
AUGGAGGAGGACGUUAUGGACAAACUCGAGGACAUGGCGUCGGUGCGGGACUUCGACCCUCUCACGGGCAGCAUCCCGGCCACCAAGGUGGAGAUCACCGUCUCCUGCAGAAAUCUUCUGGAUAAGGAUACAUUCUCCAAGUCGGACCCAUUAUGCGUGCUGUAUACUCAGGGUAUAGAGACCAAGCAAUGGAGAGAGUUUGGCAGGACUGAAGUCAUCGACAACACCUUGAACCCUGACUUUGUGCGCAAGUUCAUCCUCGAUUACUUCUUUGAAGAGAAGCAGAAUCUGCGGUUCGAUCUUUACGAUGUGGACUCAAAGAGCCCUGACCUGUCAAAGCAUGAUUUCCUUGGCCAGACUUUCUGCACGCUGGGUGAGAUCGUUGGGUCAUCAGGAAGCCGCUUGGAGAAGCCUCUGAUGAUGGGAGCCUUUACAUUACAUUCCAAAACCGGGAAGCCCAUGCCUUCUGUCUCCAAUGGGGGGAUUCCAGGGAAGAAGUGUGGCACCAUCAUCCUGUCAGCUGAGGAACUGGGUAACUGCAGGGAUGUGGCCACAAUGCAGUUCUGUGCCAACAAGCUGGACAAGAAAGAUUUCUUUGGAAAAUCUGAUCCCUUCAUGGUUUUCUACAGAAGCAACGAGGAUGGGACAUUUACCAUCUGUCACAAAACGGAAGUGGUGAAGAACACUCUGAACCCUGUGUGGCAGUCGUUCACGAUCCCUGUGCGCGCCCUGUGCAACGGAGACUACGACAGAACUAUAAAAGUGGAAGUAUAUGACUGGGACCGAGAUGGCAGCCAUGAUUUCAUUGGGGAGUUCACAACGAGCUAUCGAGAACUGGCACGAGGACAAAGCCAGUUUAAUGUCUAUGAGGUGGUAAAUCCCAAAAAGAAAAUGAAGAAAAAGAAAUACAAUAACUCAGGAACAGUGACAUUGCUCUCGUUUGCCACUGAAUCGGAGCACACAUUUCUAGACUACAUCAAAGGAGGGACACAGAUCCAUUUCACAGUGGCCAUUGACUUCACAGCUUCCAAUGGCAACCCUUCUCAGUCUACCUCCCUUCACUAUAUGAAUCCAUACCAGCUCAAUGCCUACGCUAUGGCACUGAAGGCUGUUGGCGAGAUCAUCCAGGACUAUGACAGUAACAAAAUGUUCCCGGCACUUGGAUUUGGAGCCAAGAUUCCACCGGACGGGCACGUGUCCCACGAGUUCCCCUUGAAUGGCAACACUGACAACCCUCAUUGUAGUGGAAUAGAAGGAAUCCUUGAAGCCUAUCACCAGAGCCUCAAGACAGUCCAGCUCUAUGGCCCAACUAACUUUGCACCGGUGGUUAACCAUGUGGCCAGGUAUGCUACAGCGGUGCAAGAUGGCUCCCAGUAUUUCAUUUUGCUCAUCAUCACUGACGGUGUGAUAUCGGACAUGGCCCAGACAAAAGAAGCUAUUGUCAAUGCUGCCAAGCUUCCCAUGUCCAUAAUCAUUGUGGGAGUUGGACAGGCUGAAUUUGAUGCUAUGGUAGAGCUGGAUGGCGAUGACAUCCGAAUCUCAUCUCGUGGGAAGCUUGCUGAACGCGACAUUGUCCAGUUUGUCCCAUUCCGAGAUUACAUUGACCGCACCGGAAACCACGUCCUGAGUAUGGCACGGUUGGCUAAGGAUGUCCUCGCUGAGAUCCCAGACCAAUUCAUCUCCUACAUGAAGGGACGUGGCAUCAAACCCAUCCCAGCACCACCUCCUUACACCCCCACAGGCCACACUCUUCAGACAGAAAUCUGAAGAUCAGGAGAGGAAAAGAGCACUUGAGACAAAAAUGUAGAAGUCACUCUCUUGUGUCAGCUGGCAAUUUUCCAGGGGCAGAUGUCAAGUGAUCACACCACAAAAUGAAAAAUCCACAGUGUACUCUUUCCCCACCCCCAAAAGUCCAUUUUGGGAACUGGUUUCUGCUGUAAUUCUGACACAUGCCAAGAUGUAUCAUUGGUAGGACAUUCCAGCCUUGAAAUACAGCAACCUGAGGAAUAUGUGAGUUUUAUUUUAUUUUUAAAAGGACAAGCCCAGUCACUGACAAGCUUCCUUAUUUCCUUGUUGGGGUGGUCGCCAAGGUGAGAGGAGUCCAGUCUGUCAUGAUGAAGCUUACAUCACUCAUUUUGCACAUGAUAUGUGAGAUGGAGAAACAAUUUCCCCAAAUCUUCCAAGCAUCUCUCCGCCUCCCCCUGCCCAUGCAUCAGGAGUUUCUGAUUAUUGGGGGGGGGGGGUUUCUAGCCCAUGUAGAGUCCAUCUGCUGCCUCAAGUCUUUCCUCUUUGCUUUGUAAUGGCUCAGCUUUUGGAUCGACCUGGCAGGCUGAAUAUAUUGUGGUCAAGUAACAGUGUGAUGUCGUCUCUGGUGCUGCUGGUGUUGCUGCUGUUCCUUGUACUGCAUCCUGUCCUUUGGUUGCUUAAUCCCCCUUAUUCUUUGUAAAGCUACAUUGGGAAAUAUUUGUGCAGGCCUGAAUUAUUUGUUUGUUUGCCUACAUUAAGUCCUGCUUUUUUACUUCUGUAAAGUCCUGGUUUUCUGCAAAUUGCCCUCUAGACUUUGAAACCUGAAAGUCCUAUGCAGGGCAUUACUGAGAUAUUCUGAACAUGGGAGAAGGAAAUAAAAGGUGGGCCUGAUUGACCUUAUCGCAGUUCUGUUUGUCAGCUUGGUGGCAUGACAUCAACAACCCAUCUCCUUAGAUAGGACAGUCUUGAAGUUUAGGCUUCAAACAUAAGUUCAUAGAUGGAUGUGGAAAGUUUGAUUCCCAGGGUUAAGUAGAAAUAUGAGCCAUGCUUGUAGCUCCUUCCACAUGUCCUCUAUUGCACUUUUGUGUGUCCUUCUGUCAUUUUCAGCCUUUGAAAACUCCCUAAAAACUCCAGACUGGCCUCAAUCACAAAACCUUCAUGCAGCACGCAAGCAGGGAUGGGUAACCUGUUCCCCUCCCUCCAGGUGUUUUUGGACUCCCAACUCCCAUGAAUGCCAGCUGGCAUGGCCAAGGGUCAGGGAUGAUGGGAGUUGUAGUCCUGUGACAUCUGGAAGACCACAGAUUCCCAUCCCUGCUGUAAAGCAGUCAGGCAUGCAGUAUCAGCAAUCCCCCAAGUGGUCCCGUCUCCUCUCUGAAAUGCUCCUCUACAGGGCAGUUUGUUUCAAUUUAUGCCCCUGUCCUACCCCAUUGAUUCAGGGUGGCUCAACUUUAAAAGUUCACACAGUUCUCAGCCAAGCAGAUCUUUCAACCCCACCUCUCCUAAAACCAGAAAUUCCAGACAAGUGGCCUUUUCGGAUUCUGCUUCACCCAAAGAGGAUGUCCCCCAUUGCCAGCAUCCAAACAUCCUCCUUAUUAUUCAUUGUCCAUAUUCUUCCCCAACUCUCCCAACCCAGUUCCCUUACCCCUAUCACUAACCAAGCACACUACCUGUGCAUUCCACCCUCUCACGCAUAAUCAACUCCUCCCACAAGAACACUUUCCCAAAUGGCCAUCGAUCAGUUGCCACUCUUGUGGGAUGCUAGUUCAGCAUCUCCCAGAGACAAUGCGUUAAGCACUAGAAGAAAGUUAAGGGAUAGAGGCAUAAACAAUAAGACCGAGGUCUAGUGAGUUCCUGCUGAUAAAUUAACUGCCACAGUUGGAGCUCUGAAGGUGUUGCUUACAUCAACUAAGAAAAAUGUGCUCCUGCCGCCUUUUUUCAAGAUUUGAUCCUUAUUUGGCAAAGCAUUUACCAUGCAUUUAAUGCAUUUGUAAAAAUCCAAACCUUCUUCCCUCAUUUGAACUCUUUGCUUUGGAAAUGUGCUCGGGUGGUUGUUAAUUUUGGACAAGAGCCCACCUCAGGGAGCCAGCGCUCUGUAUCCUUCUGAUUCACUAGCUUUAAGGUCGUUUCUACACCAGCCCAAUAGGCCGGCCUGGUCACAGCCAAGUCCGUGUAUGUCCAUAUGAUGCACAGGAA